UUUCUCUCAAUUGUUUUUGCUCUCUUCUUAUCCUUUCCUCUCAAUUCUUCUUUAAUCUAUUUAUCUUUUCAUAUUUGUUUAUUAUCUUUUCAUAUUCUUCUUUAAUAUAUUUAGAUGUAGCAAAGGCGCCUAAUUUAGUUAAUGGAUUCCUCAAUAAUCUUUUCUCUCAUUGUUAUCUCGUCCCUGUUAGUUUCAUCUGAAGCCUGUCAUCCAGUUGACAAAGAAGCUUUACUCCAUUUCAAACAUCAAAUUAUUUUUGAUCCUUAUAAUCUAUUACAGUCCUGGACCUUAUCGUCAGACUGUUGCACGGAUUGGGAUGGGGUAUCAUGUGAUUACUCGAAAAGAGUGGUUAAUAUGAGCCGUCCAGGGGGUCUUCAUUCCUACAUGACAGGAAACCUAUCGUCAUUUCUUGCCAAUUUAUCAAAUCUUCAACGCCUUGAUUUCAGCAAUCUCAAGGAUUUGAAGGGCCCAAUACCGCCAGAAUUUGGCAAUUUACAAAACCUCGAAACAUUGGUUUUAUCCAGAAACCAACUGUCUGGCCCAAUUCCGAAGUCAUUGGGAAAACUGACAAAAUUGCGAGUAUUGGAGCUACAGGGGAAUGGUCUUUCGGGGAACAUACCAGUUGAGCUUGGUGAUGCUAAGGCGUUGACAACAAUUUUGCUCUCAAACAAUAAGCUAAGUGGAGGCAUCCCAGAGAAUGUGAUGAAUUUGAAAAAUCUUAAAGAUUUUGAUGUGUCUGGCAAUAGUCUUAGCGAUAGGGUUCCCCCUCAUAAAGCUAUAUUUCUGCAUCUUCAUUCAAAGAUAGUCGCUGUUGGUCACCAUCUACCCAUUGUUAAUUUUCGAUGAUGAAUAAAUAAGGAUUCAUGUAAA
This is a messenger RNA of Mangifera indica (mango), 870 nucleotides long. Its product is annotated as leucine-rich repeat protein FLOR 1-like. The record is from RefSeq and is a predicted model, not a curated record. Bases 142 to 846 code for a protein of 234 amino acids. Lineage: Eukaryota; Viridiplantae; Streptophyta; Magnoliopsida; Sapindales; Anacardiaceae. The transcript is spliced from 2 exons. Gene Ontology annotation, molecular function: protein binding.